Syngnathoides biaculeatus (alligator pipefish) is the source of this 3284-nucleotide messenger RNA. RefSeq names its product fibrinogen-like 2a (gene fgl2a). The transcript is spliced from 5 exons. Lineage: Eukaryota; Metazoa; Chordata; Actinopteri; Syngnathiformes; Syngnathidae. Bases 497 to 1999 code for a protein of 500 amino acids. The record is from RefSeq and is a predicted model, not a curated record.
CCCCUUAAGUCAGUGGAGUGGAGAGUUCCUGUGCACUGAGUCAUUUCGAUCCACGGGGAGACGGGCUGACAUCCGAGUGAGGCAGGUUGUCACAAAGCGAUGUUCGCGGCCAAAGGACAUGCAUUUUUCCUCACAAACACCCACCUCUAAAAAUAAAAUAAUCAUCUAAAAAAAAAAAAGAAAAAAAACAAGAUCUUGCAGCAUCGCUCAAGUUUUCACAAUGCCACCAAAAUGGCUGUGGCAAUUACGUAAUAGCACCGCCCCUCCCAUCCUCUCAAAGUCGGCACCCUCCCUUUCUCUCUCCUCCCUCGCUCGCUCGCUCGUCCUCAUAUUUAUGACACAGCAUCACGGGCAGCGGCAGUUCCCCUGCACUCGCUCAUCCUUGCAGGUUGCGCUCAUCCACACGCACCUGACGCCACCAAUCCUCACUUAAAUCGCAGCCACUCUUUAUUGCCUUCGGCGCACUUUUUAAUUCUUUCUUUGCAACUCACCAAAUAUGAGGACUCUUCUGGCUUGUGCCACUCUCGUGCUGGCAGCCACCUUGGCGCCAAACAUGUGUCAUGCAGCGGACUUCCCCGGGAGUUCACACCAGAAGUGGGAUGCAAGAGGACCCUACACUUUGGGAGCGGAGUCUGGUACCCCAGGCUCCUGCGCCAUCAAACUGAGACCGUCCGGCCAAUGCGGGUCAUCGGGGUCCGGUGCUGGAGCAGAGGAGGGCGACGAGUGCCCCUAUCAGGUAACCCUGCCUCCUCUCACCAUCCAGCUGCCCAAGCAGUUCAGACUACUGGAGAAGACAAUGAAAGAGCUGCAGAGCCUGAAGGAGGUGGUAAACAAGCUCAAGAGCAGUUGCCAGGAGUGCAGCAACACACGGGGGAGCGGAGUCUACGGCCACCAGCAGGCAGACCAGGGACAGAGGGGAGAUGUGGCAGGACUGGACCUGACUCGACAGGACGUGCAAACUGGGUCCAGCCAAGAAGAAAUGGACAACGUGAUGGUGUCGGGCACUCAUGUGGAAGGCACUGGAUUGGGACACGGACAUCAUUUUGGGAAAAUCACACCUGGUCCGAGCAGUAUGCAAGAGAUGCAGGUGAAGCUGAACCGGAUGUCGGUGAGCCUGCGCAAUGCCAGGAACCAAAUCACCAACCUGCAGGGUCGCAUGGAGGGCCUCAACCUGCUCAACAUGGACAACGUGCAGUCCAUGGUGGACAGACGCGUGGAGAACAUCACCGGCGUGGUCAACAAAUUGAGCUCCACCUGCACUACACAAUGUGCAUUACAGAAUACGCCACAGUUCAUCUUAACCCCUCGGGACUGUUCAGACUACAAUGUGCUGGAGACAAGGAAGAAUGGCGUGUAUCGCAUCACCCCCGACCCCCGCAACGGGACGUUCGAGGUCUAUUGUGAUAUGGAGUCCUUUGGUGGCGGCUGGACGGUUAUUCAGCAGCGACUCGAUGGGUCUGUCAGCUUCAACCGCACCUGGGCUGAAUACAAGAAAGGCUUCGGCAACCUCAGAGGUGAGUUCUGGUUGGGCAAUGACCACAUCCAUCUGCUGACAAAGGCCAAAGACAUGACGCUGCGUAUUGAGCUGGAGGACUUUGAGGGUGUGCGGGAGUACGCCAAGUACGAGCAGUUCUAUGUGGCCAAUGACUACCUAAGAUACAGGCUGUCCAUCAGCGGAUACAGUGGGACGGCCGGGAAUGCCAUCAGCUUCAACAAGCACUUCAACCACGACCAAAAGUUCUUCUCCACCCCGGACCGCGACAAUGAUAUGUACCCCUCGGGAAACUGCGGCGCCUACUACAGCUCCGGCUGGUGGUUUGACGCCUGCAUGUCAGCCAACCUCAACGGCAAGUACUACCACAAAAGGUACAAAGGGGUCAGGAACGGGAUCUUUUGGGGAACAUGGCAUAACAUGUCGACAGAGUACUACCCGACCAACUACAGGCAGGCGUUCAAGACGGUCAAGAUGAUGAUACGGCCCAAGAAUUACACCCCGUAAGAGGACUGGGGAAGGAAUAUGGAAAAAUGGACAGUCAGAAGUAGUACCGGAAACAGACUGUAGACUCACAUGCACAUACUUACACAUAUCGCCAAAUGUUCCACGUUCGCAAACCUGUUGGGCACGUUGAGCGCAGUCCAAAUUAGGGAUGUACCGAUACAUUAAUAUGUCCGGACUCAUUCUCACAAAAAUGCUUUAAUACUACGAUACCAAUAGCACUUAAUCACUGUAGUCCGGGCUGCACCGAGUUCCUCGAGCACCUGGCUCAGAGGCUACCUGGUCGAUCCUGACAGUACCAUAUCCGAGAUUAAUCCAUACAAGGCGAAGUACACAAGGACCUGUACAGUCUAAAUGUCAAUGGCUUAUUAAGUCAAUAGGUCAACCUAGUUCAUAACAGGCUUAACAUAAAGACCGGCUCCUUACAUUUUUUUUUUUUUUUUUUUAAACAGCGUUAAGACAAAAGAGAAGCGAUACUGUUAUCAUGUAUCACUUCAGUUUUCCUGGCGGUUUUAUUUUCGAACCUAAACGCCUUAUGUUGCAACCUGCAUUUAACAGCAAUGCCUUCUAAGAUUUAGAAAAACACACAGUUGUGUUAAAAUGUCACUGAUGACAAGUUGUUCAUCUGUAAAGUGUUACUUGAGUUAAAUUUAUGACAAUUUUUUUUUUGGUUUGAUUAAAAAUAAAAUACUUUUGGAUUACAAUUCCAAGAUACAAUUAGCGUAUCAAGUAGCAGGAGUUUGUAUUGACAAGUAUGCAAAUGUAAGUACAGUACUGUGUGGAAAAAAAAAAAAAAGUUAUCGGUGCAUCCCUAGUCUAAAGAAAAAUAACAAAAAUCAACUGUGCUGUCAGUUAUCCACUGUGGCAUGGUAAAUUUUGCAUUACCGUAAAAUGACAAUAAAGGAGAAUGGACUGUGAACAAUAAUGGACGAAUAGAAAUAUCACGCGAGCUGUGUAAAAGCUAGCCUCCUGCAGGGGCCAUCAUAAUAAAAGUUAUGUUACGAUGGAUGAUUUUUUUUUGUCCCCCCACUGAGGCUCCCUCAAUAAACCACUUCCUGUCCUGCUGCAUCUUUCUAUAAUACCAGCUCAGUGCACAGAAAUAAUUAAACUAAUGAGCUAUCAUUUUCCCCACUUUCAGUGCUUUCAUAAUUAACAGUAGCCACUCAAGUGAGGUAUACAAAAGCUGCAGAGUCCAUAUUCUGAGUGGGUCCAACUGGUGACAGGCAGCAGCACACAAGUAAUAGUCUUAUUGUUUUUUUUUUUUUUUUUUUUUUUUUUUUUAAUUAAA